AACUGGAAAAGAGCUUUUAGGAUCAUAUUUUGCACUUUGAAUACUCACAAAAUAGAUAUGGACAAGCUCUUAGGAGGGCAGAUUGGUCUUGAAGACUUCAUAUUUGCCCACAUAAAGGGACCAAAAAAAGAAGUGGAUGUUCUUAAAUCUGAAGAUUCUCUUGGGCUUACCAUUACAGACAAUGGAACGGGUUAUGCCUUCAUAAAGCGUAUUAAAGAAGGCAGCCUUGUCGACCAAAUCAAAGCGAUAUGUGUGGGUGAUCAUAUAGAAUCUAUAAAUGGAAAAAAUGUGGUGGGCUGUCGUCAUUAUGAAGUUGCCAAGAUACUAAAAGGACUAGAGAAGGAUCAAGCAUUUAAACUAACAUUGAUCGAGCCUAUGAAAGCAUUUGAAAUGAUUGAACCAAGGUUAAAAAGUGGAACUCUAUCAGAGGCUAAAAUUUCCAAGGGAAGAGAAACCAUUCGACUGAGAUCCAAAGGUCCUGCCACUGUGGAGGAAGUGCCCUCUGAAAUUGAAGAAAAAGCAAUAAAAAAAGUAGACGAUCUUCUUGAAAUAUACAUGGGAAUAAGAGAUAGUGAAUUAGCUGCCACAAUGGUAGAAGCAGGAAAAGGCAAGAACAAUCCAGAUGAAUUUGCUGUUGCACUUGAUGAAACUCUUGGAGACUUCGCAUUUCCAGAUGAGUUUGUUUUUGAUGUAUGGGAAGCCAUAGGUGAUGCUAAACAAGAACAAUUUUAAUGAGAAAUGUACAGUUUAUUAAUCACCAAAGAUAACACACUUGUUUUUAAACAAUUACAGGAUCCGAAUUUCAGUUUAUUAAUGAGACGUAUGAGUUGAUUAUGCAUAUUUUUGAAAUAUUCCCCUUUCAACUCUUUUGCCGAGGAGUAUUUUCUGGGAAUGUGUUUUGAAAAACCUUGUAUAGCAUCCAGCUAUACAUUUAAAAUCACUUAACCUACUUUUAUAAAUUAAUAUAUGGAACAGUUCCAUGGUAUGUGUUUAGUAUUCCAUUAAUCCAGUAUUUUUUCAUAUGUGCGGUAUAUUACCAAUAUUUUGCAGCUCUCUAAAGAGAUAUUAGACAUAUAUAAUAAAGAGCUAGAGCUAUUUUAUCCUUUUUUAAAAAAAGAUUUAUAAAACAUGAUAAUAUGAAAAAGUACUCAGAUGUGCUAUGACUUAAUAAUAACCAAUCAUGUACACUUAGCUUUACAUCUGUUCCCUUCUUACCGGUAAAAACAACAAGUAGUUCUGCGGCACCAUAGAGACUAACAAAAAUAUAUACUGUAGAAUCAUGAGCUUUUGUCGGUAGAACCCACUUCUUAUCUCUGUGUAUGAAGGAGUGCUUGUCUUUACAGAAAAUUGGAAAUAUUAUAUGAGUGAGGUUCAAAAAAAUCUUCACCCUCCUCAUGAUUGGGACUUCAUUUGAGAUCUGAGACUGUUUGAAUGGAUAUGAUUUGUUUUAAUUUGGUGUAUAAUAUAAAUUGCCUAAUAUUACAAUGGGCUAUUAGAAAUACUACACCAAAUUUAUAUAUCAGUCUCUGUCUGCCAUAUUGCUGCAUCAUAGUCUUGGAGUCAAACAUACACUUGAGUGUUUUGGUGAAUCAGAAUCUUGGUUUCUACUCUUUGUAUGGCUUUUUCAUGAAAAUGGGAGAGAGGAAAAAAUUAAAAAUAAAUUAAAAACAAGAAAAUAUGAUUAGUAAAACUACAAAAAAGUUGCAGCAUGGAGCAAAGGCCAGGUUUUUAGAACCUCAAGCUACUUUUAACUCAUUUUAAGAUUGAUUGGAUUUCAAGUUGUCCGUGUCCUUCUAGACUUAGAAAAUCAUGUUAUACAUAAACACAUUCUUAUCUCUUUUUAUAUUUCACUAAUAAAACCUGUGCUUAUUAAAGAAAAAAUAACUUUAAAAAAAUCCAAUUUAUCUAUAUGUACUCCUAUGUUUACUUUUUGUAGUCAGUCCAUUUCAAUUUUGUUUAUAUUCAGGUUUCAGUGUUGCAAUGUUUGGAUUUUAAACAAGGCAUAAGGAUACUUAUUUGUUCAGAAAUAACUGUUUUUGCAUUAAGAUUUUUGGGUUUGGUUUCUGUUGUGGAAAUAUAUUGAUCCUGGAAUUUAAACAUGGGCUGAAUGAUGAAUGACAAGAUCCAUUUAAAAUUAAAUUGAAAAAAAAAGUGGGACCUUAUCUGUGCAAGUACUAUAGCUUUUCAAUGUUCUUUUAUAUUUGAAUGAGCACAUAUAAUAAAAUACUAUUCCAAAAAUAAA
Molecule: messenger RNA, 2242 nt
Organism: Pelodiscus sinensis (Chinese soft-shelled turtle)
Lineage: Eukaryota; Metazoa; Chordata; Testudines; Trionychidae
Source: RefSeq, a predicted model, not a curated record